UUGUGCGCGCCGUCGCUAUUCAUAUAUCCUAGGGCGGACAGAACGCUGAUUUCUGCUUUGAAACACGGCGAGAAGGUCGGACCUUUCUAUUCGAAAACGUUUCUUGUCUCCCCGUGUGGUGACUUUCCUUUGAAGAUAUAAUUCAUUGAUAGUUAUUCCUGAAUCCCAUAUGCGACACAGAUAUAUGUCAACCUGGGAGCCUGUCGGUUGGCCGUAACCGCUACGGGGCGGGCUAUGGCAUUGCUAGAAACUUAUACAUUCUGGAACAACACAUCAGCAAGCUAUCCAUGUUCUUCGUUGGUUCAUCUGCUUUAUUCGCCCUCCUCUGCUUUAGCCCGUUGCUCACAAGAGGGCAGUCGAACGCGACUGUUGUUCUUGACUAUGGAACCUUCAACGGGGCGACCAACGAAACCUCUGGCAUCGUAUCCUACCUUGGAGUUCGGUUCGCCGACGCGCCUAUCGGAGACCUACGCUGGCAUGCGCCCGUCUCUCCGCCAACAACCCACCUAGGCGAAGUCGAUGCUGCCAGCUUCGGUCCCGUUUGUAUCGCAACAUCCCAGAGUUCAUCGACAGUAGAUUUCAACAGGUCAUCGGAAGAUUGUCUCUUUGGAAAUGUUUACGUGCCCAUCGGUGCCAGUACAUCUGCUCCUUUACCUGUACUCGUUUAUUGGCAUGGCGGCGGCUACCAAGGCGGAAACUCGCGCUCGUACACCCCGGAAUGGCUCAUGCAGUCGUCCACGGAACCGUUUAUUUUCGUGACAUUCCAGUACCGACUAGGCCAAUUUGGUUUUCUGGGUGGAUCUCUACUUGCAGCAGAUGGCGUGAUCAAUGCGGGACUCCUUGACCAGCGCGCAGCUCUUCGAUGGGUCCAACGUUAUAUAGGCGAGUUUGGAGGCAAUUCGAGUCAUGUGACCAUAUGGGGUCAGUCUGCAGGAGCAGGUUCGACGAUGUUCCAGGUUAUGGCAAACGGCGGUGAUAAUGAAGACUUAUUUCACGCGGCCAUGGGAGAUAGCGCAUCUGUGAAUUACAUGCCUCUUUACAACGAAAGUUAUCCUGAGGAAUUAUUCUCGCAAUUUGCAUCACUUGCGUAUGUCACUCCAUCCAUUACGAGAUGCUUUUCAUUUGUCUUUUGUAGUGGUUGCGAAGGGCUGGGAAACGACACAUUAACGUGCUUACGAGCUGCAAGUAGCAACACGCUCGCAGUGGCUGGCAACACGACUAUCAAGCAGCGAACGUCGACUUUGUAUUCAUUCUCUCCAAUCAUCGAUGGUACUUUUAUCCGUGAAGGACCGGUAGAGGCAUUUACCAAUGGCCAAUUCGCACAGAUUCCCUUGUUCUAUGGAUCCAAUACCAACGAGGGAGCAAAUUGGUCGGCAAGGCUCACCAAUGCUGCUGCAAACACCUCUACACCUAACGCCACUGAAACAACGGUGUACAACUUCCUCCAAGGCCAGUAUGGCAAUUUCACACUCGAGUCUUUCAAUAAGGCACUUGAAUUGUAUCCCAUUGAGGACUACAACAACUCCCUCGUACUGCAAGGGCAACAGAUGUACGGAGAGAUGAGAUUCAUCUGUACUGCCGUUCUCAUCGCUGGAAGCGCGGCUGACGCUGACCUCGACGUAUAUCAUUAUCACUACGACAAUCCUCAUCUUGGCGACUACCAUCAUUAUGAGCUCCAGGCGAUGUUUCCGGACGAAGAGCCUGACACCACGCCUGAUGAUAACGAUGAAGCACUCUUCGAGAUUAUGAGGGAAUACUGGACCUCGUUUGCUACUUCGGACGUACCGCAAGCGGCAUCUGGGCCGGACUGGGAGAUUGCAUCGUCGAGUGAUGGAAGCCCGCGGAUGCUUUUACAGCCUGGAAAUGUUCAGUUGGAGAAUGUUACAGACGCAUUGAAUGAACGAUGCGAAUUCUGGUACAGCAUAGCUGAAGAGUUACGUAUAUAAUUCUCGUACAACUCGCGCAUGUGUAGAUAUUCUAGUAGAUCUUGAUUGUUGGAAAAGAUUUGACCUAACCCAACCAAUAA
Desarmillaria tabescens is the source of this 2026-nucleotide messenger RNA. RefSeq names its product alpha/beta-hydrolase. Lineage: Eukaryota; Fungi; Basidiomycota; Agaricomycetes; Agaricales; Physalacriaceae. The transcript has 11 exons. The record is from RefSeq and is a predicted model, not a curated record. Bases 288 to 1946 code for a protein of 552 amino acids.